Molecule: messenger RNA, 1461 nt
Organism: Penicillium arizonense
Lineage: Eukaryota; Fungi; Ascomycota; Eurotiomycetes; Eurotiales; Aspergillaceae
Exons: 2
Coding region: 1-1461 (486 amino acids)
Molecular function (GO): hydrolase activity
Source: RefSeq, a predicted model, not a curated record
AUGAGCUCGCUCAAGCAGCCCAUCGCCCUUUUAAAGGCGAUGCUGGUCAGGAUCCCAUUGAUCCUAAAGACCAUUCUCCUACAUGGCGCUCGAAUGUCGCCCGUGAGGGGAAAGCAGGACUUGCGCACUGAGUUAACGGUCGCCAUUAUCCGCUCAUUCAUUACAUUUACCACUCCGGUCGGCAAACUGCAGAAAGACAGCAUGCGCGAUCCUGGGAUCAAGGGCCCUAUGUGGGUGUCCAAAGUGACCCUGCCGCAGCCUGAGGUCGACGUGCGCGACGCUGUGUUGCGCGCAAUCGAGGACCUCAAGACCGGCGACGAGACCUAUGAUGUCCCCAACGCUGCUGCCGUCGAAGCCGAAUGGACUGGCUACCGUAGCAAAGUGGGAAAGCGCACAGCGCAACCAGAUAUCUCAGAAGAAGAGAAAUAUCACAAGCUGCGCGAGGAAUCACCGUCUGAUAUGACGAUCUUAUACUUCCACGGAGGCGCUUACUUCCUCAUGGACCCAUGCUCUCACCGUGUCCCCGUCGCACAUCUCUCCCACCGAACAGGUGCCCCAGUUCUGUCCGUCCGCUAUCGCCUAGCACCGCAGAACCCAUUCCCAGCAGGUCUAGUCGAUGCCCUCACAGCCUAUCUCUCGCUCAUCCACCCACCAGCGGGCUCCCUCCACAAGCCCGUGCCAGCAAACAAGAUCGUCUUAGCAGGUGACUCCGCAGGCGGCAACCUCUCACUAGUCCUCCUCCAAACCCUCUUGACCCUCCACCGCGCAUCCCACACAAUCCGCUUCCACGGCAAAGACAUACCCAUCGAACUACCCGGCGGCGUAGCAACCGUCUCACCAUGGUGCGAUGUCACACGCUCUAUGCCAUCAAUCCGCAAGAACGCGGUGUUCGACUACCUCGAUGCACCACCAGGCACAGACACUCCAUUCAAGCCAAUCCCCUUCCCCUCAGAUGAGGUUUGGCCUGCAUCCCCGCCGCGUGUGGAUAUGUUCUGCAACGCCAAUAUGGUUCUGCACCCAUUAGUCUCUCCGCUCGCUGCCCCAGCUGAGCUCUGGAAGAACGCACCUCCUAUCUGGAUCUCGGCUGGCGAGGAAGGCCUCACAGAUGAGGGUUUGAUAGUGGCGCGCCGUGUUCACCAGGCUGGUGUGCCUCUCGUCGCUGAGGUGUUCGAGGGUAUGCCGCAUUGCCAUGGUUUGCUCAUGAUCUCUACGCCGUCCGGCCGCCGUUUCUUCGAGAGCUUUGCUGGGUUCUGUCGUGAUGCUGUGGCUGGUCGUGUUGCGUCAUCCGGUAACCUCACUCAUAUUUCAUAUAAGGCGCAGUCUACAAAGGAGAUUCCUAUUGAGAAGGUUUGUGAGACUACCGAUGAGGAGGCUGCUGCUCUUAUGCGGAGGAGCGCUGCUUGGCGAUUGGAGGGGGAGAAGGAGUUGCAGAAGCAGUGGCAUGAAAGAGCGCGUCUAUGA